Messenger RNA from Trichoderma aggressivum f. europaeum, 4434 nucleotides. RefSeq lists its product as uncharacterized. Lineage: Eukaryota; Fungi; Ascomycota; Sordariomycetes; Hypocreales; Hypocreaceae. The transcript is spliced from 2 exons. The record is from RefSeq and is a predicted model, not a curated record. The coding region runs from base 1 to 4434 and encodes 1477 amino acids. Gene Ontology annotation, molecular function: guanyl-nucleotide exchange factor activity. Gene Ontology annotation, biological process: regulation of ARF protein signal transduction.
AUGCAGUCAAACCAAAGGCACAAGGCUCUUGCGCCCAAAUUGAGCCUCGUCACGUCCCUUGCGUCGCGGCCUAGGAACGAGGUUCCGCACUCAACCACCACUAGCCCUCUGGCCAAGCCACUCAUUUCCACGGAUCCAAACGCCCAAAGGCCAGAGUUGCACUCGCUGAGCACGUCCCCGAAGCUGACUGUGACCCGCAACGUCAAUGCUUCGUUUUUAGAUGACCCGACGCCAAUCGAACCCGACAUGGCCGACCAACACGCGUCUAGAGGCAGAGGCCGAGUCCGGGACUCUCACGACCUCUCGCUGUCCCCCCGCAACGUCACCCGGGACUCGCUUGUGAAUAACAUGCUCCUAUCCCUCGACCAGUUCUCAUUGGGACACACCACAUCCACAUCCACAUCUACAUCCGCAGGCGGCUUGUUUGGCGGCACCGCGCUGACAUACGACGACCCGCGGCCCUGGGCCCACGACACCAACACCUUUUCCCGCGGAUUCCCACCACCCUCGAGAUCGAGGCACCAGUACUCGUACAGCUCCGACUACGAAGACGACUCGAACCGAACCUCGGUCCAGCUGCCCAGGCCACGGAGCCGGAGUCCUCCUCGACCAAGGAGCAACAGCAGCUCCAUCUUCCAGGCGCCCUAUCCCAGGGUCGACGGCCCAGGAGAUCCCGCCCACCGCUCUCGACCCCGAGCCGGCACCAAGGACAGCACCAGCAGCGCCAGCAUCGACGCGGGUUACCCUCAGAACAUUGCUGGCCCUUCCAGCUGGGCCCGUAGCGGCUUCAGGCGCUCGGCGAGCUUUGAUUUCGGGCCGCCGCAGACGCAAACGCAGCUCAAUGCGUCAUUGAUGUCCCCGUUCCACCUCGACUUCCCGAACAACUCUGCAUCUGACGACUACGGUUCCGCACCAACGCCCACAAUCCCUGGGGGGCCACGACGUGUAGCCUCCAACUUGGCUCUUCCUCGUCCACCAGCCGAUCCAACUGAUUUCUCGGGUCUGGACACUCGUUCCGUCAAAAGCUCUUCGGGCCGCACCAAACGGCCGGUAAACCACCAAUUGGUAGCACCUGCCAUGGCCUUAAGCGACUUCGAUGCCGCCCCGGCACCUAGCGUUAGCUAUGGCAAGUCUAAAACAGAUCAGCUUGCUGCCUCCCAGACUGCCGGGGGACUUUCCCAGCCCAAAGAGAAGCCGGGUUUCUUCAGGCGUGUUUUCGGCUCCUCCAAGAAUACCACACCCGCCGCUGCGGAUGCUCCGACUCCACGCUUCAUCGGCCAAGUGAGCAACGCGGUCGCCCCUAUCCAGAAAGAGAUUCCACAGCCGCCGCCACCGCAGCAGCAGCAGCCUACCCCUGUAUUACAGAAGAAGCCGUCGUCCUUCUUCCGUCGCCGGAAGAAGUCAGUUGUUGAUGAGGCGCCGCCACUACCGGGUGAAGUGCCUCCGCUUCCCUCCUUCGAUGCUAACCUCCAUACCGAUUUCGACCGACCCCCAGCAAGCCCUGCCAGUAGCCUAAGGCAAAUCAUGAAUCCAUACCUGCGGGAGAGCACAGGGCGCCCUCUUGGCGAUAUUACCAACAAAGCAGCUGCCAGAGGAGUUGACGAUGACGAUGAUGACGACCGACCAGAUUUCCAGCGAGACUUCUCACCUGACUAUGAGCCAAGUCCCAAUGCAAAGAUUAGAACGGUCCACUCUGAUUCUGACCGAGACCAAUCAUCCUCUGAUGGUCCCAGACGCCCUCAGAAAGGACUUGAACACAGGAACAAUUCCUUCUUGGAUCUUGACGGGGGCAGUGAUAAUGAGGACUCUCCCAUUCGGCAGCGGGCUACAUAUUCAGCAGACGAUAAGGAGAAUGAUGGAAUAUUGGCCUCUCCUACUGCAUACAAGAACAGGGACUCUACGGGUACCAUUCGCGCCAAGAAAUCGCCGUAUGUUGCCGAACAAGAAAAAUCAAGUGACGCACCUGUUCGUCCCAAGAUAACAAUACCGACUGAUCGCCGGUCGACUUCCUUUGCCUCGGCAUCGACCGAUGACGGAGACUACAAAACCGCCCCCAGUGCACCGCCCAGUGUCCGCGUCGAAAGAUCCAGUGAGUCAAGUGCCAGGGGAACACUUGACAUGCUCAAGAGUCGCUUGGAUGAACCCGAAUUCGUCAUUGGCGAGCCUACCGAAGAUGAUCGACAGAAGGCGCAAAAGAUAUUCGAUGGAGCGGAAGACUUCAUCCCCAAGGAGAAGGCUGCUUCUUGGAUGGGCGAAGAAGGCCCUAUUCGCCAGCGGACUCUGCAGGCGUAUAUUGAAUUGUAUGACUUCACAGAGCUGAGCAUCCUCAAUGCGCUACGUAAAGUGUGUGGCCGUUUGAUACUGCGCGGUGAGACACAGCAAGUCGAUCGCAUCUUGGUGGCCUUUUCCAAGCGAUGGUGUGAUUGCAAUCCGAACCACGGCUUCAAAGCGACUGACGUCAUCCACACCAUUUGCUACUCUAUCAUGCUUCUUAACACUGAUCUCCAUCUUGCCGAUAUUGAACAAAAGAUGACUCGCAGCCAAUUCGUGAAGAAUACUCUGACAACAAUUACCCAAGCUGUUGAAGAGUCUGUCCCUGAUGCCUUUGAGCGCCCCAGUAUCCUGCCCGAGAAAGGCUCCGUGCUCCAUGAUGGAGCGCGGCCAGCAGCUGAGCCGCAAGAGCGGAAAACUUUCAGGAACUCAUUCAGACCUCCCCCUCGCACCGAUACACAGCUGUCAGACGCCCACGACGAGUGUGGACCGCUUGUUAAGACGGCCUUUUAUGGUUCAAUGAAAGCUUGGGAAGAGCAAAUCGAGAUAGUUUUGAAGAGCAUUUAUAACUCGAUUCGAGAUGACAAACUGCCAUUGUUUGGUGCGGAGCCAGAGAGGCACCUCAACACCAUGCCAUCGCAAAGCAGUCUGUCCGUCAUGGGAAUGCUCAAGAGGAGUCCCAGUGUUCUCAGCAAGGCACCAUCGGAAGGCCAAAUGUCGACACGAGGCCGGGUUGCAGAUAACAGCCGCAACGGAGGCUCGCGAUGGGCCUCCAAGAGCCGGUCACGGCCUGGGCUUGGACGUAAUGGAUUUAACUCUAGCCGAACCAGCUUCGACGACUCGAAUUCUCUCUGGAGCCCAGCCAUGUCAUCAGCAACUUGGAGCCGCUACUCGCUGGGGAGAACACAAGGCUCCAUGUCUCAGGACUCGUUUGGCUCAGCAGUGCCCCGAGGUGAUUAUCAGCAAUCUAUUGGGUUUGCAAAUGCUCUCAGCCAGGCCAUUGUCCGUGAUGACGACGCGCACGGCAAUGAUGGCAUGUCCAUCAUGAGCGCUGAAGUACCUGCCACUCAACUGCUGGACGACGAAUCCCUAGAAUUGGCGGGCCCUCCCUGGAUUAAAGAAGGCAGAGUCAUGCACAAGCAUCAUCUGGAUGGAGUUGGCAAGAGAGCAAAGGACCGAAACUGGACCGAAGUCUUUGCCGUCAUCCAAAGGGGUCAGAUGAGCAUCUUCUCGUUCAAUGCGCCCAAGUCGACGCGGCAAAAGAGCCGCACAAGGAAUGCCGAAAAGGCCAACGCUCCUGUUGGAGGUGGUAACUGGCAGGACAAUGCCGUAAACCUGGGCACGUUUAACUUGCGACUCACCCUCGCGUCAGCACUCCCGUCUCCUGGCUAUUCGCGGUCGAGGCCGUACGUGUGGGCGCUGAGCUUGCCCACGGGGGCCGUUCACCUAUUCCAGGUCGGAACUCCCGAGAUUAUAAAGGAGUUCGUGAAUACGGCCAACUACUGGAGCGCGCGGCUGAGCACGCAUCCGCUCAUCGGUGGCAUAAGCAACAUCGAAUACGGAUGGAGUGACGGCGUUGUCAACAACUCGCUCGUAAACGCCAUCAAUGACAACGCUUCCAUCAUGAGUGGCGGCCGGAACUCGCGCCCUGGUAGCCGAGCCACCCAUGGUCGGCAAAACAGCGUUCAAAGCGUCAACCUGCCUUCUUCCAGCAUGGACCAUGGUUCUGGAGCCUUCACCAGUGGACGUGGAAAACUACCGGGGGAUCGCAUCACUAUUUCAGAGUGGGCGCCGCCAACACAGAGCAUGCGACCGAGCAACUUGGCGGAACCGGAGCAGCUAGAGACGCUCUCAACAUAUGUCAAGAGCAUCGAGGAUGAUUUACAAAACCACAACCAACUUCGCAGCCCCAUGCUCCUCGCCUUCACUCCCAGAGGCAACAACGCGAACAAGGCCAUGGCGAACUGGGAACGCAAGAGCGCAUACCUGCUUAGGGAGAUUGUCAAGUUCAGAACCUACGUGGAAACUCUGCAGCAAUCGGAGAGUAGGAGACGGGAGAUUUAUAAAGAGCGAGACUUGGCUAGACGAGCGGCCAGGGGUGAGCUCAGUGACGGCGAUAUGGACGUCAGCGACGAAGAUGGUGAUGAGACGCUGCGACCUUGA